ACAUUAGCAGAAUUUUGCUGAUAAGAUACUCGUUCACACUUUCCCCGUUGGAGUGGGAAAAAUCACAUCAUUGCCGCUUUGGCUAUUCAGAAUGUUUGCUGGGGUAUUAAAAUUUUACUGCACCUUCUUGAUGCCGCCAGACAAACAGAUAGGCAAACAUAUAUGGGAUGGAGCAGGAGGAGCUGGAGGAGCUGGAGGAACAGGAGCAGACUUCAUCACAUGUGCGGGCAAGAGCGUGUGGCAAAUUGGCCUUUGUGGGUUGUUGUCUGUUGGCCUGGCGGCAAAUAUAAAUGAUCUAAUUUAAAUAAUUACGCCCACAAAAUGUGACGCGCCUACCAAAUUGCCUUCGUUUAAUGCUUGAGUGGGAAAAUUACCCCCGAGCCAAACCAAAGACUAGAACUAAUUUCAAAGUUGGCUUUGCCUAUGGCCUCACAAAGUGUUUCCCCUUCCCAAUCCAAUUGUCAUUGCCAUUGCCAAGUCGAUUUCCCAUACCCGUUCGGUAUUAUUAAAGUUUUCCAAUUGACAAUUCUCGAGUAUGACUGUCUCUUACACCGCUGAGGUGGCAACAUGCAGCCAUUUCGGCUGCUUCUGGAAGCUUUUGAUGAGAUGGCGCGCGAGUAUCUACAAGAUAAUAUGGGUGGAUCUUCUGGCAUUCUUGUCCUGCUUCUACUUCAUGGCUGUAAUAUAUCGCUAUGCUCUCAGGGACGUCGAUAAGCCUAUUUUCGAGGACAUUGUGAUGUACUGUCACAGCUAUAGCAACCUGAUUCCGCUCUCUUUCGUACUGGGGUUUUAUGUGGGCAUUAUCAUAGAACGCUGGUGGAAUCAAUAUAUCACGGUUCCUUGGCCCGAUCCUCUGGCGGUUUAUGUGAGUGCCUUGGUCCGCGGGCAAGAUGAGCAUGGUCGUCUGAUGAGACGCACGAUUAUGAGAUAUGUGUGCUUGGCAUUGACUAUGGUGCUAUCGAUGAUAUCGCCAGUUAUAAAGCGUCGCUUUCCCACCUACGAUCAGUUAAUUGAGGUGGGUUUGCUAAACGCCAACGAGGCAAAUAUUAUGAAGGCAAUGGAUGUGAAGUUUCCAAAGCACCCUAAGUACUGGAUGCCCAUCGUCUGGGCCGCCAGUAUUGUAACAAGAGCUCGAAAGGAAGGUCGAAUCUGGGAUGACUUCUCACUGAAGUCCAUGAUAGAUGAGCUCAAUAAAUUCCGAGCUGGAUGCAAUAUGCUAAUCCAUUACGAUACAAUCUCAGUGCCACUGGUCUAUACACAGGUCGUCACCCUGGCCGUCUACUCGUACUUCGUGGCCUCGAUAUUUGGCCACCAGUGGAUCGAUCGGGAUAUUAAGCACUACAAUAAUAUCGUUAGUUACUACUUUCCGUUGUUCAGCACUCUGGAGUUUUUCUUCUUCAUGGGCUGGCUUAAGGUGGCCGAGACAUUGAUUUGUCCAUUUGGCGAUGACGACGAUGACUUUGAACUGAACUGGCUGAUCGAUCGCAACUUGCAAGUCAGUUACUUGAUCGUUGAUGAGAUGCACAAUGAUCAUCCGCAAUUGGUGAGGGAUCAGUAUUGGGAUGAGGUGUUUCCCGCUGAGUUGCCAUAUGCGGUGGAGUCCGAUAGGGCCGAACAUCCGGAGGCCUCUACCGCUCGAUUGGGCAUACCAAAAGUUGUACCCGUGACCGUGACGAAAAGCGAAGUAAGUUUGGAAAACGAUUUUACAGAGUUCGACGAUGAGGAUGAAUACAACACGGAAGUAACUAUACGAUUUGCACGCCGGGAGUUUAGUUGGAGCAAAAGUUCGGUGUCGGUAUCGUAUUCCUAUGACAACCAGAGUAUUGAUACCCUUGACGAGAAGGUCGAUGAAGAGAACGAGGUAGACACAAGGACUCUAGAUUCCAGCAACAAGGACGACUUUGACCGUCUAAAGGAGAAGCGGGACAGGGAGCGUGUGAACCGGCAGAAGCAACAAGCCGCCCUCGCCAUGGAGUUGAUUAAAGGGGAUCUGGCUUCGAAUGGAUCAGCACGAUCAAGUCGUACUAAUGUCCCGCAGAAGAGUUCUGAGGUCCAGACCGACAGAAGCUACAUCAGUCAGAAGAAGAGGGAGGACGACACGGACAAUGAUAAGGACAGUGAGGAAUCUAAGAAAUAACAAAUGAAUCCUUAAAAUGUACAGAAACAAAUUG
Drosophila sechellia is the source of this 2171-nucleotide messenger RNA. RefSeq names its product Bestrophin 3 (gene Best3). Bases 536 to 2137 code for a protein of 533 amino acids. The transcript has 4 exons. NCBI's taxonomy places the organism in Eukaryota, Metazoa, Arthropoda, Insecta, Diptera, Drosophilidae. The record is from RefSeq and is a predicted model, not a curated record. Gene Ontology annotation, molecular function: chloride channel activity.